AUGGAAUACCCUGAUUUAGAAAAGUUUAUAAAGUACUUUCAGUACAAUAAUGCUCGUGAACCCCAUCGUGGAACAAAACAAUUCCAAAGAAUAAUACGUGAGAGUGGCUUCCGCCUGGCGCAUAUGAAAAAUCAUAUCACAUUAGCCACGAAAUGUGAUGAUUCGUGUGGCGAUGAUGAGUUAGAAGAGCACGAUUCCGGCAUAUUGUUGGGUCGAGCAGUAGGAGCAGUUGAUGACGAGGAUGAUGAAUUUGAGGUAGCAGCUGCCGAAUUAGCAGCAGCAAUUGAAGCAACAACAACAGCAGCAACAACAACAGCAGCAGCUCCAGCAACAACAACCACAGCAGCAGCAACAACCACAACAUCAACAACAACAGCAGCAGCUCCAGCAGCAACAACAACAGCAGCAGAUCUUGAAGCAGCCGUUCAAGAAGCGGCUAAUGAGGCAGCAGCUACAGCUGUUCUAGCAGCAGCAGCAGUAGAAGCAGCGGCAGCAGCAGCUCCUCCAAAAACCGAAAGGGAGGCUGCAUUAGCAGAAGCAGCAGCAGAGUUAGCUGCGGCCUUUGAGGUUGUUCAUGAAACAACAGCGGCAACAUCAUCAUCAUCAACAGCAGCAGCAGCAGCAGCAGCAGCAUCAUCAGCAGCAGCAGCAGUAGCAAGCGUAGCAGCUUUGCCGGCUCCUAGACCCUCUCCGGUCAUUGAAAGAUUGGAAACGUCUAUGGCUAGAGCUACGAGCUCAAGAACAGCUGUAACAGCAGCAACAGCACCAUCAUCAACAACAGCAGAGCAAGAGGAGCUUGCUGAUAUAGAAGGUCGUCUCUUGAAUCGACUUGAAAAAAAUGAUAAUUCCAACUACCUCGCCAAAUUACAAAAAGGGGACGAUGAGCUAAACCCAUGGUCCAGAAGUGUGGUUAUGGGUACUACGUUCGAUCGCUUGUUAGAAUCAGGCGACUUGGCUGAGUUCACUAUUGUCUGUUUAUACCAGUACCUCACAUAUUCGGAAUACGUUGUGUACCAAAACAUACAGCCUGGAGACGCAGAGGAUGUUAUGAUCCAAAAUGGAGCAGACCAAGUUGGCUUCUAUAAAAGGAAAGUACGGGGAGAACGUGUUCUCCAUCUUUAUGGAUUGUUAGGAAUCGCAGGUAUUUUAGCCAGUGAAAUUAUCAAUGUCACAAGCUACACCAUGAUUGAAGCUGGAUUUCAUUGCGAAAUGGCUGUUUUGAUGGCGCAUCCGUUGGCGAGAAAAUUAAGUUUUUUGAGGACAAAUUCGAUUGAUUGGAUGUUUGAUCAAAUUGAACAAAACUUACGAGCAAUCAAUGCCGAUCAUAGGGAAAUAGCCGUGGCAAAUGACAUCUUUUGGGAGGACAUGGAAGAAGACAAGAGGUCAAGGUAA
This is a messenger RNA of Mucor mucedo, 1392 nucleotides long. RefSeq lists its product as uncharacterized. The transcript has 3 exons. The record is from RefSeq and is a predicted model, not a curated record. Gene Ontology annotation, cellular component: ribosome. The coding region runs from base 1 to 1392 and encodes 463 amino acids. Gene Ontology annotation, molecular function: structural constituent of ribosome. Lineage: Eukaryota; Fungi; Mucoromycota; Mucoromycetes; Mucorales; Mucoraceae. Gene Ontology annotation, biological process: translation.